Yamadazyma jaroonii is the source of this 342-nucleotide messenger RNA. Lineage: Eukaryota; Fungi; Ascomycota; Pichiomycetes; Serinales; Debaryomycetaceae. The record is from the annotation of a GenBank genome assembly.
AUGUCAUUAUUAGUAGAUACCACAUCAUUAGUUCAACCUUCCAUAUCGUCAUUAAAUCAUUUACAAGUAUCGACGAUACUUAAAGAUCUCAGUAACUCCAAUAGUUUAUUAAUUGAUGAUACUGCUACAGCACAAACAGAUUUAAUUGGUUCAUAUACAUCAGAACCAAGAACUUUAACUUUACAAUCAGCAAGUGAAUCAAUAAUAUCCAUAAGUGGAAGUGCAAGCUCAGAUAGUGAGAAUUCCGGUUCUUUAGAGGCUUUAGGUACAAAUUGUAGUGUUAAAUUAUAUUACUUAAUGUCUGGGUUUAUAGUGGUUUCUUUAUUUGUUGGUAGUUUAUAA